CUAAAAUAAUAAUCAGUUUUACAUUUGUUUUGUCGACGAAAGGCAUUGCAAAUGGUUUUCGCAGUUUUGUCACCAUUUGUCACAUUUGUCUGAAUCAAUCACAGCAUCCAUUGCAGUGAUGUCUUCAUCCCUCAAUCACCUGAAGUUCUGGAACAAGAAGUCGCUGACAAUCACCGAAUCUGAUCCCACGUAUAAAGUGGUGUAUUUGGGGAAUGUGUUGACGCCGUGGGCUAAGGGCUACCAAUCGGUGGACAAACCUCUGGAGACCCUUUGGAACAACUACUGCACGAAUGUCAAGACAGACAUUCACAUGAAGCUCACGGUUUGCAACUCAGGUCUUAAGGCCAUCACUAAAGAGCACGGAUUGACGCAAUACUGGGCCAAUCGGUGCACCUUCUGCUGUGUCCACCAGUCGUAUCCCAAACUCUUCUGUUGGAUAUACAGACACGACGGACGCAAAGGCAAACCAGAGCUCAGAUGCCAUGCCGUCAUCACAUCCAAGGAGGACAUGGCACAGCGGAUGUCUGAAUCACUUAACGACAAGCUCUCGACAGCUCUGCAAGAGUUUAGGCGCGAGAAGAAGUUGAGACAAAACGCCAGACUCUCGCUGUCGGAGAUCCCGAUCCGCAAACAAUUACUGGUCAAAGGUUUAGCUAACUUUAGGGCACCUCUGGAGCGGUCGAAAAGUGCGCCCAAAUUGACAUCAAUUGUGGAGGAAAUCAAAGAAGAGAACGCUUUCGACGAAGAAGAGGAAGAGGAGAGCGAA
Messenger RNA from Oppiella nova, 766 nucleotides. Lineage: Eukaryota; Metazoa; Arthropoda; Arachnida; Sarcoptiformes; Oppiidae. The record is from the annotation of a GenBank genome assembly.